Molecule: messenger RNA, 649 nt
Organism: Rhizophagus irregularis DAOM 181602=DAOM 197198
Lineage: Eukaryota; Fungi; Glomeromycota; Glomeromycetes; Glomerales; Glomeraceae
Source: RefSeq, a predicted model, not a curated record
AGUGAUCGUAUUCCUAUAAUAAUAGUGAUUUCCACUUUUGUUAUUCUUUUACUAUUGUCUCUCUUACUUGUUUAUGUACGUAAAAAACGUAAGGAAUCUCAACAAAAAGCUUUGGCAUCUGCAAUAGUAGCUGCAGAAGCAGGAGAAUUACCUACUAGGCCUAGGACUAUAUUACGAGAUUCACCUUCCCCACCUCCCCCUCCUCCCCCUCCUCCUCCAACUCCAACUCCUCUUCCACAUGCAUUAUUAAAUGAUGAUGAUAUACCACCACCACCACGAUAUAAAAUAUCUACAUUACAAAUAGAACCAAUGACAAGACGUUUAACCAUGAAUUUAAGUCAAAAAGGUAAAAGUAUAAUAGUAAAUGAGGACAGGAGACCAAAUCAAAUUCGAAGAUGGAGCGAAACAACAGAUGGAGAGACAAAAAUUGAGGAAGAAUGUCAGGAAGUUAUUAAUGUUACAAGUUUAAAGGAUGAUGAUGAUGAUAGUAGUAUUGGAGAAGGUGAUAGUAAAGGAAAAAGUUUUUCUAGACGAUUUUCAGCUAGAAAAAGUUUUUGGAAAUGAUAAAACAAUUUUUUUGGACAAUUUUUUUUUAUUGUAAUGUAGAUUUUUUUAUUUUUUAUUUUAUUUUUAUUUUUUACUGUACAAA